Molecule: messenger RNA, 11359 nt
Organism: Dromaius novaehollandiae (emu)
Lineage: Eukaryota; Metazoa; Chordata; Aves; Casuariiformes; Dromaiidae
Gene: USP49
Product: ubiquitin specific peptidase 49
Exons: 9
Coding region: 385-2478 (697 amino acids)
Biological process (GO): protein deubiquitination
Cellular component (GO): cytoplasm
Molecular function (GO): zinc ion binding; cysteine-type deubiquitinase activity
Source: RefSeq, a predicted model, not a curated record
GCGGGGAGAGGGCGUGGCCGGCGCCGGUUGGGGUGUCUCGCGCUCGGUGACAGCUCGCGCGUGCUGAUGAUGGCGGUCCUGACCCGUGAAUACGUAAGCACGUACUCUAUCCAUUUGAGCAGUCUCACUAAACUUGAAUACUUGCUGAAUUGGGCAGUGGAUAAAUUCAGUGCUUUUUGGAAAUACUGUGUCCUGAGACCUUGCAGAGCUGGGCUUUGAAGCUGUGCUGCCUUACGAUGAAGAUUUAAGUAGUAAUUAAAUUCUCGAAGAACUGCCAAGGCGCCUUUGGCUGAAAUGGGGAUGUUCCAGGCCCUGGAUGUUACGUUGCGAAGGAAGGAAUGUUUAGGCAUGACUCAGUCAAAGCAGCGAAGACUUCUGUAAGACAUGGAUAGAUGCAAACAUGUUGGGCGACUACGACUCGCCCAGGACCAUUCUAUCCUGAACCCCCAGAAGUGGCGCUGCGUGGACUGCCAGACGACAGAAUCUAUCUGGGCUUGUCUGAAAUGCUCCCAUGUAGCCUGUGGGAGGUACAUUGAGGAACAUGCACUUAAACACUUUGAAGAAACCAGACAUCCAUUGGCAAUGGAAGUUAAUGAUCUUUAUGUCUUUUGUUACCUUUGUGAAGAUUAUGUCUUGAACGAUAACCCGGAGGGUGAUCUGAAAUUGCUAAGAAGUUCUCUGUCAGCAAUUAGGAGUCAAAAACAUGAUCCGUCAACAAGAAGUGGUAGGACAUUGCGAUCAAUGGCUUUUGGAGAGGACACGUGCAGCCAUCAAAGGACCCCUCAGGGACAACCUCAGAUGCUUACGGCUCUCUGGCACAGGCGCCAAUCUUUGCUCGCAAAAGCGCUGCGGACCUGGUUUGAUAAGAGCUCCAGAGGCCAGCUAAAAUUAGAACAGAAGAAACAAAUGGAAGAGUUGGAGAAAAAGAAGGAAGCAGCUAGGCAGCGGCGGCAGGAGAUGAAGAGACAACUUCUGGAGGAGCUAGCAAACACCCCUCCAAGGAAGAGCGCGAGAUUGCUGUCUCAUGUGCACAGAGAGAACUUGAUUCCGAGGAAAUUCAGAGAGGCGGCAACCACUUCCCCUACCUCAAGGCGGAUGCAGAGCAGCAGAUUCAAACAAUUUUAUUCCAUCCGGCGUAAGCCUCUGAUGACUCCUGGGGUGACAGGUCUAAGGAACCUGGGAAACACAUGUUAUAUGAAUUCUAUUCUGCAAGUGCUAAGUCACCUCCAGAAAUUUAGAGAAUGUUUUCUGACACUUGAUCUCUGUGAAACAGAAGAACUCUUAGCCAAAACUGUGAAUGGGAAGUCUAGGACGCCUGGCAAAUUGGCAAAUGGAUCUGCUGCUAAUGAGUCAGGGAAGACUGACAAAGUAGGAUCAUAUGGCACGCAGAGUUUGCCAGCUGGCUUAAAUGGUGGCUCCUCAAUAAGCAGGAGUUUAGAACUGAUACAACCCAAGGAACCAAGUUCAAAGCACAUCUCCCUCUGCCAUGAAUUGCACACCCUCUUCAGAGUGAUGUGGUCUGGCAAGUGGGCACUCGUGUCCCCAUUUGCCAUGCUGCACUCUGUGUGGAGCCUGAUCCCAGCAUUUCGCGGUUACGAUCAGCAGGACGCUCAGGAAUUCCUAUGUGAGUUGUUGGACAAAGUGCAGCAGGAGCUGGAGUCAGAAGGAACGAAACGCAGGAUCCUCAUCCCUUUCUCACAAAGGAAGCUCACCAAGCAGGUCCUGAAGGUGGUGAACACCAUUUUUCACGGGCAGCUACUCAGUCAGGUCACCUGUAUAACAUGCAACUACAAAUCCAACACCGUUGAGCCCUUUUGGGAUCUUUCCCUGGAAUUUCCCGAGCGCUAUCAUUCUAUUGAGAAAGGGAUUGUCCCUGUUAACCAGACAGAGUGCAUGCUGACAGAAAUGUUGGCCAAGUUCACAGAAACUGAAGCUCUGGAAGGGAGGAUAUAUGCAUGCGACCAAUGCAACAGCAAACGGCGAAAGUCUUCUCCUAAACCUCUUGUUCUGAGUGAAGCUAAAAAGCAGUUAAUGAUCUACAGACUACCUCAGGUCCUCCGACUGCACCUUAAACGAUUCAGGUGGUCUGAACGUAAUCACCGUGAGAAGAUUGGGGUCCAUGUCCUCUUUGACCAGGUAUUAAACAUGGAACCUUACUGCUGCAGGGACUCUCUCUCCUCUCUUGACAAAGAGACCUUUGUCUAUGACCUCUCCGCUGUGGUGAUGCAUCAUGGGAAAGGGUUUGGCUCAGGACACUACACAGCAUAUUGCUACAACACAGAGGGAGGUUUUUGGGUCCACUGCAACGACUCCAAACUGAAUGUAUGUAGUGUGGAGGAGGUGUGCAAAACCCAGGCCUACAUUCUUUUUUACACUCAAAGAACAGUGCAGGGCAAAGCAGGAAUCUCAGAAAAACAACUCCAAGCUCAGGUGCCGUCCAAAAACAGCGAUAAGGACAGAAGACUGACGUUCCCGUGAUGGGAAGCACUAUAACUCAAUCAACAGUCUCAGUUUUUUAAAACCAUGGGUGUUCACAUCUUUCCUCUUUGUAGGAAAAAAGGCUCACUGCAGGAAUGGAUCAGAUCAUGAUGUUUGCCACCCAGGGUCCAGAAAAGUCUAUCAAGCUGUGCAGUUCUGUUGCAUAAGAUUGUAAUCAGAAUCUUGUUUUUAAAGGUGUUAAAUUGUUCCCACAAAACAAAAAGAGAAAGUUCGAUGCUUAGUAUCAUUAAUCUUUUCUCAAAAAGGAACUGAUUAAGGCAUGUAACAAUGAGUGCAACCAGGAAACAGAAGCAUUCAGCUGGCUUCCCAAAACCUUCAGUACCUAGUAAUGCUGAUAAACCUCCAGAAGGAACAGGUAUAGUACCCUCCCCUUUAAUUGUCAUUCUGUUUGUCAAUCAGAUUUCCAGGGUUUGAAUCUCACAGUCACUCCCCGUGUAUUUAUUUGAAUGGUUUCCAGAAUGUAUUGAAUAGAUGGAGUUGGGUGUCCUAGAAGCCAUUCUUGCUGGAGAAAUCUUUAAUGCUCUUCUACCAGAGAAAAUGUUCCCCAGACCUCAGCUAUCUCUGUGAUACCAGUUUCUUUGCCAGCAGUUGAGGGCAAGCCUGUGACUGGCAAUCUUUGUCAGCAGCUCUUUUUCUCAGUGUUACUGGGGCUGUGUGCACACUUGAUGGUUUAUUCCUUAGGCUGAACUGAAUUGGCAGCUAAAUUCUCUUGGAAUGUGAUUUAAAAACAGUUCUGCUUUGGAGAAAGUGUGUUUUUUAAAAAAAAAAUAAUAAUAAAAAAAAAAAUCACCCUGUGAUAAAACAGGCAUGUACCUGUGUGUGCUCAGAUACAGUGGCAAUAAAAACAAAGCCUACACCGCAGGCUUCUGCUGGCAUAGCUUUGCUUAUCAGGGCUAUAAUGAAGUUUGAGCCCUGGCUUGCACAGCUCUGAUAGUAGAAGCAGUUGGUGUGGAGGCAACUUACACUGGCAGACUAGCACUUUUACAAGUGUGGCUUGUUUUCCCUAGGAGAACAGGGUGGAAGUAAAACCACAACGAUGGGAGACAGAGCUGGUUUCUGUUCCUGCUUCUGUGCAAAUGGAAAUGCUCAUUAACUCCAGUGUCACAUAUGGCCCAAACUCACUGAAGGCAGUGAGGUUGCACAGAUGUACGGAAUAGAAUUUAGUUUGUGAGGUCUUUAUUUCUACUGAGGGAACAAAUCCAGUUUAAUUCUCAAGUUCUAUGUUGAGUUUGGAAGUCUAGAAAAAAGAUCUGUAUUUGUAAUAAUCUUGAUCUGAGAAUCAUAUGAUAAACAUUGGGCCUAAGCCAACCAUGUAUAGUCAUUUCUCAGCCUACAGUUGCAUCUCAGAUGUUUUUGUAAUUUGAAGUUUGGUUAUUCACAUUUCAUAUUUUAAUCAAAUCUGAAUAUGUGACUGCAAAGAGGCAUGACCUCUUUCAAUCUUGUUGGGAUUUUCUGAACAGUUGAAGGUGAAGUCCUCUAAAAUUAUGAGAUUCUUCAAAAAUUUUGAUCUACUAUUCAGGUAGAGAAGUUCUGAAAUUGUGUUUCUCUCCCUCCCUCUUCUCCUUUUAUUCUUGUCAGCAUUUACCCAUCAGACAUAAACUGACAACCCUACAUUAUUGUUGGAGGGGUGAAGAGGUAAGUUUCCCAAAUACCAUUCCUCUCUUUCCACUGCCAGUACUGCAACUUUUAAUUUCCUGCCAUAUAGGCAAAUCAGACUUUAUUCUCUGGCUGCUGUUAACCAUUUCAGCCAUGCAGAGAGGAGCACAGCCAUCAACAGUCUUGUCCUUUCUUAGAGAACAGUGUCACACUAGGUGUCCUCUGUCCAAAAAAAGUUUUAGAUUUCCUGUAUGUCUGAGCAACGUACAGCUUUUUGAGCCUACAAAAACUUUGGCAAUCUCUUUGGCAAUUAAAUAUAAUUUUGAAAUCAUACACUCUUAUUUUUGGAGACAAGGCAGUUUGAAACAGUCCUAUGGGAACUGAUGACAGGUUUUGUGGUUUUUUUUCUAAAUGUAGCAGGGUCUGAAAGAAUUUCCUAUGAAUGUCUGUUUAUCUAUGUAUUUACUAGGUAGUUUUAUUUUUUGUGCAACCAGAACAUAAAAUGCAACAGGCCAAAUUAAAAUCCAGUAAAAGUAAGUGUGACUCCACUGAAUGCAGGGGAGGCUGAUUUGGGUUCAGCGCAGGUAGAAGUUGACGUUCAUGAAAGAAUCAAAAUCAAGCACUUGUGAUUAUCAGAUACUUACAAGCAUGACAGAUUCAUUGCUAGAGCAAAGCAUAUGCUUUGUGAUGACUGCAUGUCUCAAAAGGAAAAUUAAAAGAAAAAUAGUGUUUAACAAUGCCUUUUUAGUAAUCUCUGAGGUGGAAGGGAAAACUGGUGUUUUUCCCGUGCAUCUGUCCUUCCAGGCCUAUCCGCCCUUUAAGAGGAUUAUGUUUUUCUAAAUGACGGUCAUGGUUUACUAUGACUACCAAACGGCAUGUUCACCUUCUCAAUCUCUUAGCCAUGCUAGCCCUGUUUGUAUAAAAACGUGAUAUCAAGGCAAACCAUAAUGCAGCAUUAGUUGUUACUGCAGUGAGCCGAGACUCUUCACUAUGAAUGCUCAUCUUUUGACUGAGUGUUUUGCAUUAACAUUUGAAUUCAGGUAGUAAUACAGUUGUCACUUUGAGUAGGUUGCAGAGGGGGACGGGGAGCUGGGAGUGUACCGUUAGCCACUGGUGCAUCUGAUUUCCCAAGCAGAUUUCGUAGCAUUUGCUGUUGACAUCUUUUGACAUUAGUGGCCUCUCCAUGUGACAUUAGCCUAGUUGCGCUGAGAUGUGGAGAUACUGCAGUCGGAAAAAUGAUUGCCCUGAUAGGGAAGGAAUUAACUAUAUUUCAAAGUAAACUUGCUUUUUCCAACACUGUGAGGUUUCUGUAAUAUUUAGCUUUUAUUUGGAAGCGAUAGCGUAUAGCAUUUUUUAUGCUGUUUGGUUUAUAUUUGUCUACUGCAGGCUUCUUUAUAUAAGCAUAGCCCAAUGUUCCCUCCAUGGUGGACACUGUUUUAUAGUGUCCUGUUUGCCAGAAAUUCUGAUUGGAAGUUUACCUCAAGUCAGUAAGAUGAAUAUAGUACUUGGAAUUACAGUGAAGCCCACCUAAGUGAAUGCCUGACAAAGGGUAGCCUAUUAGGCAAACUUUGUCCCUCCUCUAAUGGCAUGGCUUCAAAUCCUGCUAAUACACUGACGCAUAUUUAGAAUAAUUCCAGAUUUAGGUGCUGCUUCUGCAAACACGUAAGCAGAUGAUGUAACUUAACUCAUGCGUGGAUUUCAGUGGCCACAGCUGAGUUGCAAGCGAAGUGUCUACAAGAUUAGAACCUUAAUUUGGUGCAAUUGAGAGCAGAAUUUGUUUCUGUAUAUAUAGCUGCAAUUUCUCAGUUAGGGACUUUUAAAACAGAUUAAAUACCCAUUAAAAAAGAAAAAAAGACAAGCAACAAACUUAAAAAAGUUUGCUCUGUACCAAGACUUGACUUGACUAAACUGUUUGCAAAAGGUCCUUGUACCAUGUGUAACCAAAAUGCAGGGUUCUGAAGCAGCUACUAAUGCUGAUCUGAUACCAUGAGAACAGUGCACCAAACUGUCACCACUGUUCAUUCUCUCCUGCGCUGGAAAUCUGGUCCUGUAAGGAGGAGUCACUUGCUUUGAGAGAUACUUAGAGCAAGUGCUAGGUUCUUGGCAUUUGGAGGUUGUUUUCUGAAGGUGUAGGAGGUCACUGUACACUUGGCAGACUCUUAAGCUCAUGAAUAUGUGGCCUUUGAUAAAGAGCUAUUCUCAACAUGUCCUUAGUCUGUUCAACUCAUAAUUAAACUGACUUUACUCAAUUUUGUGUCUUUAAAAUUGAAGAAUCUUAAUGUAUAAAUUCAUGGCCAGUAUGAUCAUCUGCUGUAGUAGUUGGAAAAUAUUUUAGCCAACUUUACUCCACUAGCAAGUUAGUUAGUGUAUUUGCCUUUGUGUUACCCUUUUACUGCGUACGUUCCCAAGUUAAACUAUGCAUACUGCAAAGCACUGAAAAAAAAAUUUGGUAGUGUGGGGUGUUCUUCCCCCUCCUCUCUCCCCCCCAUUAGUUCUGGCCAGAGCAAUUCUCAGUCUGACUUUGGAGCUGUCAGUGUGAGGCAGUAAAUGGAGUAAUACAUACUAAAUGCUUGACAUCGACCUCUUCUGGGUGGCAGUACCACCCUUGACUUUGGGACUUCCAGACUUUUUUUUGAGCGUAGGAAUAAAAUUGGAAAUGGUAAAAGCAUCAAGUGUGUCCUAUGGACUCGCUAUCAGAAGUUAUUUUUGCUUUUAGAAGGCAAGGCUUCUAGCAUAAAUACUGUCUUGGUGGUAAUUUAGAAACUCUUUUUUUAUUGAUUAUAAAGUCCCCAGGCCUGAAUAUGUUUAAUUACAUUGCAAUGAGAGAGAGGAGAUCAGUGAAACUUUUGGCUGUUACCAGACUACCCCAGGAUAAACUACAGAAGUUGACUGUAUACUUUGCAGAAUGAAAGCUACGUAAGGAGGAGAGAAGAGGGGGAGAUCAGUAUACUUGCCAAUACAGUUUUGUGAACUGAUUUUUUACAGUCCCCUAGAUUUGGUGCCUUGUAUCCAGUUACAUGUUGCAUGGGACAGAAAUGUUUGGGAAAAAAGUCUUUAAUCCCCCUGUCAUGACUGAAGCCACAGACAGAUCUGUGCGUUUUCACAAGUACUCUCAGUAUCACUGAUGUUUUUACAUUUCAUAUCUAUGUGAAUUAAAAAGUUUACCAGCAAGCUCAGAAGCUAGUAUUUUAGUAUAAUAUGUUUGAAAUCUCUGUAUUUGUAAUAAUUCAAGUAAUAAUUUGUUCAAAGGCAGAUUGGAUUUGGCUUCUUAGAUUUGAUGUCACUCAGGCCCCUUCCAGUCAGGUCAGUAAAAUGAUGUCUGUCGAAGCAUGUACCUUAUGUACAAUGAGCCUGCAUAGAGCAAGGAAUAAAAACUCCAGCAGGGUUUUUGGUAGAGUAGCUGUAGCUUUGGAAAGGACCUUCCGGUAUAAAUCUAAUGAUAAUUGCUGAUUUAUGAAGUAAAAAAUAUAGUUCCCUUUACCAUGGUAGUGUUUGCACAGAUUUCUGCUUAGCCAUGUAGCAAACACUUCCACAUGUGUAAGCAAAAGCAUGCCACAGUAAUGCUUGCAUAAAUUUAAUACGAAACAGGUACAGUUGCUUAAGGUGGCUAAGUGUCUCUGCCUCAAGAAUGAGGUGUAAAACCCAAGCACCUGCUCUGAACACUGCCUUUUUGUGUGUCUCUAAUCCCUUCAACUGGUUUGAGAUCAGAUAGGAAGGACUUAGGUAGGGAAUGUAUCGCCUGUGGGAAUAUAAAACCUCAAUCAAGUGGGUUUUUUGGUGUCUAUUACAUUAAUAUUGAUACCUGUUUAUUGCAGAUGGGAAUGUGAAGCAUUCUAGCAAGCUUUUAAAUUUGUAAAACCACAGCACAGCUCAAAUGAUCAAAAGCUACAUGUGUUAGUCACCUGUACCAACUUGUGAUUAUUUGUCUUAGUUGAUUUUAGGGGUAUGCCUUUAGGCCACUCCUUCCAUUGUGCUUAUUUUAUUUUGUGCGUGUGUGUAAGGGUUCCACUUGUUUUAAGGAUAACUUUGUAUGGUGGGCCAAAAUACUUUGAAAAGAGUUCUUGAACAAGUCUUCUUAAAAAUGCGUUGUUUGCAAUGUAUAUUUCCAAAAGGAAAAAAAAUGACCAGCCCAAUGGGCCCAAGACUGACUUUAACCACUGUUAACUAUUUAUUGUUUUGAAGCUUGUGCAUGAUACGGAAUGCAUCGCAGUUGCAGCAAACUGCUGUACCUUUAGGGUUCUUCUUGAACUGCCAUACUACUGAUUUUGUACAGGUUGGGGAUAGGGAAUGAGUUGGGAAGAAGGAAACAACCAGUUAACAAAGCCAAGCUGACCACAGCAAUAAGCUGUGCUAAGUUUAGGAGACACAGGAAGCGUUUGACGAGGGGACCUUGUGUAUGGGAGGAUUGCAUAUUUUGCAGGCAGAGACAGAUGACAAAAUCCAAAUGCAGUCUCAUUAGCAGCAAGCUCCUAGUGGUUUUGGGGCACAAACUUCUCUUAUCAGUAAUUUCAUACUGGCAAAAUAAAUGGUGCUUUUCCAUUAAAUAUUACGGUUCCUAAGGAACAGUAUACAAAACUCUCAAGUUUUUUAAAAAGGAGCUACCUACUUAAAGCCCACAGUGUCACUGUAAAUGCUUCGUAUAACUAGAAGUGAGAAAGGAAGGAUACAGUUGAUGACUUUACAUAGAUUUGAUCUGUAUUUUUUAGUCUUGGCAACAUACUUCCAAUAGAGGUGUCAGGAAGGAAUUGUUUUUUCCAUACUAAACAGCGGGUGCUGGGUCCUAAACUUGUCAAACCAGAAGUUUGUGGAAACUGGGGUAGAAAAAGCCUCCGUUUGUUAACUAGAUUAUCUCGUUCUGUUCCUGCUUUACAGACACUUUCUGUAUGAGCGUCUCUUUAUGGGAAUGUGCGGCUUUUGAAUGUUGCUCCUGCUCAAGAGGAACACACACAUUCCUUCAACGCGGGCAGAGCUAAGUGCCCACUUAGGCUAGCCUUAUUUCUUUAUAUAACCAUAUCUGUACUCUGGGGAUGAUUUGUACUGUUACAACUACAUUAGUAAAAUUAAAUCUGUGCAGCAUUUGUGGAUAGACAAGGUUUGGGAAUGUAUUAUAGCAUGGGCAAGCUUGAGGUAUGCAGAUGAGUAAUGCUACCACAGGCUCUUGGUGUGCACUCUUGAAUGGAAUUUGAGGCUGACAAAUUAGGAUAAACACCCAUGUGGCUCCUUCUCUUUUGCACAAUUGCUGUAGUGUCUGAUCUGUGUAACUCAAUACCUCUGAUGUAGGAAUGACAUUUCAUAGCAAGUGUCACCUUCACUCUCCUAAGACUUACUAAAUGAAGUUACUUGGCCUGGCCCUUAAGGCACCUAUGCUUACUGCUACAAGGUGAACCACUGAUUUCCACGUGUAAAUGAGGUUUUCGGUAGUUUAUCAGACGUGCCGACUACAGUAACUUGCCACUGGCAAUCUAGAGCCCAUGAGAGAUCCCAGAAUGAGGUCCUAUUUUUUCCCCCACUUCAGCUUUGGUUAAGCAGUCGCAAAUUCCUUAAGCCGCAGCCUUCUGUAUGUUUACCUAAGUGAGUAGUUUAUAGGAAAGGAACAAGUGGAUAAGUUUGUUUCCAGUACCUUUUUUUACAAGCCUGCCUUUCCUGUUUCCCUAAAACAAACUUACUUUAAAUGCUCAGGAUUGUUAAAAUAGCUUCUCAGAGGGGAGUGUUGCCUAGACAAGCUCCCUUGCAGUGCGACAGGCUUGGGUAGAUUGCUGCGGAGGAAGACCCUGCUUCUGUUAACGGCUUGGAAGCUUCACUGUUGACUUGAGUUAGAGCAGAAUUAAAGCUAAUCUUCAGCACUUUAAAAAGUUAAUCCUGCUCUAAGUUGAGACUGUUGGAAGGGUACUGUUGGCAGAGGCUGCGCAGAACACGAACAGUUUUCCUUCAACGUGAAAUCCCUUGCAGCCCUUGUGAAAACAACAGUAGCAUUCUGCUUUGCUUUCUUGGGUGAGGAUCCAAGCUGGAGCUUGGCCAGGUGUCUGAUUUUUCAGUGACUUCUGUGGGGGCUUUAAGUCAGAACAGCCUCUAGUUUCUGUUUCAAGUUUCUGCUACUUACGUCACUAACAACUUAAGCUGGUGUAUGCCAUGCUGUGCUCACAAAUGAGACUGCCUUUGCUUCAAGGACACUCCUAGGCAGCAGCAAGUGACAAGAGAGAAUCCAAUUAAUUACUGAAUGUUUCUGGCAAUCUGUCCAGCUGUCUCGUGGCUCAGUGCAAACGCACUUGGAAGCACUGCUCCUAAUCGCAGGUUCAGCAGCUUUUAUUUUAGUCAAGGUUUGUUAAGACAACAUCCAGUAAGUCACCUAUGGCAGCCUUAUGUACUUAACUGCAUGAACUGCCCCCUGCCUGAACCCAGGCCUCAGGAGGAGAUUAGCGUAUUCUAAAUCAAAACUAAGAUUAACUAUAAUAUGUCUUAAUGUUCCAAUUAAUCCCCUUUUCCUGCAUAAAGCGUCUCUGCAUGACUUGAACUACUCCUGCUUCAGAACUUAAUUUCUUUACAGGAUGUUAAAAUACCCGUUUGGAAAACAGCACUCUUUAAAUUAGUUUCCUAGUCAGCAAUGAAAUAAGUUUCUCCUUUGUUCAGGUGAGGGGGCAGUUCUGAGCCGCAAUGUAUGGAGGCAGUGCUACGUCAGAAGAAUGUCUUAUCUUAAAAAGCUGUGCAUAACUGUCCAAAGAAUCCGAAGCCAUGCUGCAGCCAUACUGCCAUAAUGCUCAGGGCUGGGAAGUUUUACUGCGCUGGAAAUAGCAUCUUCUGGGAGCUGUAGCAGAACAUAUCUGAUUAAGUUAAAGACGCAGCUCCCAUGUCAGCCUCACAUAGUGCUUUCACUGUCCCUCGAACAGCUUCACCACUGACAGCUGGACUAUAAGUUGAUCCUGGCACGUUGUAACUUCAGUCCAAGGCACUAAAAUGCUAUGCAACACCAAAUGGCUUCUUCCCAUAUCCAGCUAUAAUUCCUUUACAGUAAGUGUACCAGCUUUAUCUCGUCCAGACAUUAUCCAUGUAACUUUCUGGUGGUUAGAGUUUACCUAGGGCUUUUUACAGUUUUGUUUUUCAUUUCAAUGAAUAGCUGAUGUGUCCUGCUUACAACCCAGGACUGGACUUGUUCCUUUCUCUUUCGGGUGUGAAAUAUAAAUCAUGUUUUUAUGAUUUUUGUAAAUCUUUACUCUUUUUACACUUUGUUUUUGUAAGCUGAAGUUUCUUAUUAAAAAAUAAAAUUCCA